AUGGGAAAGAAGCAGAAUGGAAAGGGUGAAAUGGUCGAAGAGGCAGAGCCUGAAGAAUUUGUGGUGGAAAAAGUACUGGAUCAACAAGUAGUAAAUGGGAAGGUGGAGUAUUCCGUGAAGUGGAAGGGAUUUACAGGUGCUGACAAUACUUGGGAACAUGAAGAAAAUUUAGAUUGUAUAGAGUUAAUUGAACUAUUUCUUUAUUCUCAAAAACCUGGUAAAGUAAAAGAUGGUACAAAAAUGAAAUCGUUAUCUGACAGUGAAUCCAAUGAUAGCAAAUCAAAGAAGAAAAGAGAUACUGCUGUGAAACCAAGAGGCUUUGCCAGAGGUCUUGACCCUGGAAGAAUAAUUGGUGCCACAGACAGCAGUGGACAAUUAGUGUUUCGGAUGAAAUGGAAAGAUUCAGAUGAGGCAGAUUUGGUGUGGGCAAAAGAGGUACGUAUGAAGUGUCCUCAAUUUGUUAGUGCUUUUUAUGAAGCGAGGCUAACUUGGCAUUCUUUUCCAGAAGAUAAAGCUCGAUAA
Molecule: messenger RNA, 522 nt
Organism: Nycticebus coucang (slow loris)
Lineage: Eukaryota; Metazoa; Chordata; Mammalia; Primates; Lorisidae
Product: chromobox protein homolog 3-like
Exons: 1
Coding region: 1-522 (173 amino acids)
Biological process (GO): chromatin organization; negative regulation of transcription by RNA polymerase II
Cellular component (GO): nucleus; pericentric heterochromatin
Molecular function (GO): chromatin binding
Source: RefSeq, a predicted model, not a curated record